AUGUAUGUCAUCGGCCGGAGCUACCCCGCUGGCUCCCGUGACAAAAAGCCCACUCGUGACAUCCCAGACAUCCUCUUCCAGCGUGAACACUUUCUCCUUGCACGACUUCUUGCUUCUCUGGUUUCUUUUCUUGCGAGCACCAUGGGCAGUUUGAAGCGCAUCAGCAAGGAGCUCGCCGAGCUGACCGAAUCUCCGCCCGCGGGCAUCACAGUCCAGCUCGUCGAUGAAGCAGACGUCUACAAAUGGAAGGUGUUCAUGAAGGGGCCGCAAGACACUCCCUACCAGGUACAGUGCACUUUCUCGGGACAUUAUAUAUCGCAGUUUAUUAAGGUCGCUGGACAGGACGGCACAUUCCUUGUGAACCUGACCCUCCCCAAUGAAUAUCCCUUCAAACCGCCCACCGUCUCCUUCGCCACCAAAAUCUACCACCCGAACGUGUCCAACGAUGACAAGGGGUCGAUGUGCCUGGGCAUGCUGAAGUCAGACGAAUGGAAGCCGUCGUCGCGCAUCGCGGCCGUGCUCGAAUUUGCGAGACAAUUACUCGUGGAGCCCAUGCCUGACGAUGCCGUGGAGGGACGGAUCGCAGAACAGUACCAGAAUGACCGGAAGAGAUUCGAAGAAGUUGCGAGGGACUGGACCAGGCGAUUUGCCAAGGGAGAAAAAUGA
Molecule: messenger RNA, 666 nt
Organism: Talaromyces atroroseus
Lineage: Eukaryota; Fungi; Ascomycota; Eurotiomycetes; Eurotiales; Trichocomaceae
Exons: 2
Coding region: 1-666 (221 amino acids)
Source: RefSeq, a predicted model, not a curated record